ACCACCACUCACCCCUAAGUUAAAAGUGUCACAUAGAAACCUGCAGUGCCGUCGCUCCUGCAGCUGCAUGUCUCAUCACAUUAGACGCAAGCAAGCCCCUACUUAGCACGUGAUGAAUUAGGGAGGGUUACAUCAAGGUAGGUAGGUAGGUGGAUGCAGGAGACCAGAGCUCGGAAUAUUGGACACCGAGUAUGCGUUUUUGCGGUUGUUACCUGGAGCUUAGCUUCAGCCUCAUGUUUUGGGUGGAGAAGAGGAAGGGAUGGAUGGGGACGGGAUUUAGUAGCCAUUGUAGGAGUACUUAUGCAGAAGGAUUCUGAGCUGUCAAUGCGAGUCCUGACUUGGGUAGGUAGAAGUGAAGCUAAUGGAACUUGCAUUGCAUGGCUCUCCUAUCGGGAAGAGAGCGGCUCUGCCUUAGACGACGACGUCGAGCUGUUGCCUACGUUCAAGAUAAGGGGAGGUAGCAUUCGGAAAGAUAUCAUGAUGUGAUUUGAUAUUAGGGAUCUCUUGUAUCUCUAGCAGUACCCCUUGACCAAUUUUCCAAAUCCCGUCGUGCAAUACAUGUAAGCGAAAAGCCCAAUUUUAAUAUCCAAUCUUUAUACCAACUCCAGGAUUGCCGCCAAUGGGGGUAUCAUCCUAAAUAUCCAAUCCGA
Messenger RNA from Mollisia scopiformis, 650 nucleotides. RefSeq lists its product as uncharacterized. Lineage: Eukaryota; Fungi; Ascomycota; Leotiomycetes; Helotiales; Mollisiaceae. The transcript has a single exon. The record is from RefSeq and is a predicted model, not a curated record. The coding region runs from base 154 to 486 and encodes 110 amino acids.